Molecule: messenger RNA, 2157 nt
Organism: Aspergillus costaricaensis CBS 115574
Lineage: Eukaryota; Fungi; Ascomycota; Eurotiomycetes; Eurotiales; Aspergillaceae
Product: putative chitin synthase activator (Chs3)
Exons: 4
Coding region: 1-2157 (718 amino acids)
Molecular function (GO): protein binding
Source: RefSeq, a predicted model, not a curated record
AUGCCAGAAGUCCCGGAGAACAUGCAGGAUAAUAUCGCGCACCUCGAACACGAGGCCCGGAACCCCCACCACAACCAGUAUGAUCGUUCGCGUUACCCUGAACGAACUACCUCUGCGGUCGCUCAGGGUCAGGCUUCUCCAACCGCCGCCUACGAUUCCGCUCGUUUUGAGCAAGCCGCUGUCCACGACACUAUGGACGCCCCCAACUUUUCGCCAUUCCCAGUCCUGCGCAAUCCUCCACCUAACGUCCCCCCGACCGAUGAGCAGAGGGAGGUAAACUUGGAGAGGGCCCGCAUGGCCGUACUGUCGUCAAAUGAUCCUGAUAUGCAGUUGGCCUGGGCGCAGGAUGCGCUCGCCUAUGUGGAAGUUGCUAUGCAAAAUGAGGCUCGUCUGUCGUUGAUUCAGCCCCCGCGCCCUCAGACCCCUCCGGCGGAGCGGCAGCUGAAACUCGAUGCGAUGAAUAUCGUCAACUUUCUAGCGGAGCAAUAUCAUCCCAAGGCCGAAUUCAUCAAGGGAAUGUGGCUGGAGUUUGGCAAGUUUGGAUACCGCGUGGACAAGAAGGAAGCUUUCCGUGCCUAUUCGAGAGCUGCGGAGAAAGGCUACGCCAGAGCCGAGUAUCGUAUCGGCAUGCAGUUCGAGAGUUCGGGAGAGCCAGAGAAGGCUAUCAAGCAUUACGAGAAGGGAGUUGCGCUCGCAGACUCGGCUUCAUUCUACCGCCUGGGAAUGAUGAUCCUUCUUGGACAGCAUGGGCAACGCCAAGACUACCAAAUGGGUCUUAACUAUAUCAGCCUUGCUGCGCAGUCCUGCGACGAAAAUGCGCCUCAGGGAGCUUACGUUUACGGUAUGCUUUUGGCACGAGAGCUGCCGCAGGUAAACGUUCCUGAGCAGUUCUUGCCGCUGGAUCUGAAUGCUGCUCGCGUCAACAUCGAGAAGGCUGCUUACCAUGGGUUUGCUAAGGCCCAAGUCAAGAUGGGUGCGGCCUAUGAACUGUGCCAGCUUAGCUGUGAUUUUAACCCUGCAUUGUCCUUGCACUACAACGCGCUGGCUGCACGCCAAGGCGAGCCAGAAGCGGAGAUGGCUAUCAGCAAAUGGUUCCUCUGCGGCCAUGAGGGGGUCUUUGAAAAGAAUGAUGAAUUGGCGUUCAUGUAUGCUCAACGUGCGGCUCAAAGUGGGUUCCCCACCGCUGAGUUCGCCUUGGGAUAUUUCUACGAAGUCGGUAUCUUCGUUCCGGUGGAUAUCAAAGAAGCCAGGAGCUGGUAUGCCAAAGCUGCAGCAAAUGGAAACAAAGACGCGACCGGCCGGAUCGAUAGCAUCUCGCGCUCCAAGACCCUAUCGAGGAAGGAUCAUGAACAGGUUGCGAUUGCCCGGAUCAAGUCGACUCGCUAUGGCAAUGGCCCGCGAGGGCCCCCGAUGAAACCGCCUCAGGAGAAUCUCGAAAUGCCCGAUCCCUCCAGAAUGACUCUAUCAGAUAACCCACCUGCCGCGCCUGCUCCUUACCCUGACAGACCGGGAUCUCGUGCUCGACCUGUGUAUCCGCCAGGAUAUCCCAUGGGUGCGGACCCCCGGCCAAGUUCUGCAUUUGGAAUCAACCCGAAUAUUCGGUCGAACGCGCCGAACUACAACCGUGCUGCUUCGUACGGGCCUAGCGCCAUGGGAUACCGCUCACCAGGCCCCAGUACGCCAUCAACGACUAGCCCCACAAGCCCAGCGUCGGCGGCACCUAAACUCGAUAUUGGCUACUCAGCACCCCUCGAGAAUCCUCACCCCGAUGCUCGCAGACGUCCUCAGCGACUGGACAACAUGCCUCCCCCAGACAGGAGACCUGUGCGGGGCCCUGCUUCUCCCCACUCCCAGGGUGGACCGACGGGCUCUCCUAGGCCGCCUGCCUCGCCUUCCACCGCAUAUCCCCCACGGACUGAAUCCAUGCCGCCGCCCGGUGCUGCAGCGACGCCCCGGCCCUCAUCAUCAUCUGCUUCCACACCUAAGCCUCCUCCCUCAACUUCGACUCCCAAGCCUCCCUCCACGGCUUCAAGCACAUCUAGCCAAAAACCCGCACCCGCUAAACAGCAUGGUAACCUGCCAGGCAAGGGCCCCAAAACAUUCGAGGAGAUGGGUGUUCCGACUGUCCAGAAAGACAAUGAUUGCAUCGUCAUGUGA